AUGGGAAGCGAUAUGAAGAAAGAAAAAAGAGGCAGGAGUGGGUGUGAAUACGUGCAAGGGAGCAAAAAACAUCGUAAGAGCACAGAAGAGAAGAAAGAUAGCGGAGAGAGUGAAAGGGGCACAGGGAAGGGAAGCGGGCGCAAGGAAGUCGGCAAGAGGGAUAGGAGUCCGGAUGGAAGGAAGGCUGGAUUUCAAAGAAUUGAGUUUGAUGAGGCCUCAUGCACCAUCAGAGUGAAAGGAGACUUUACUCUAAAGGAUAUAAAGAGAAGAUUCGAAAACCUCAAAUCUGUAAAGAGCUGCGAGGGCGGAUUUGUUCUGGAGUACCCGAGCAAGGAACACGCGCUCGUGGACAUGAAGGCAAACAGAAGGCCAAGGGGCGUAAAGAAAGAGAAGAAUUGUGAGUAUCUGGACAACAAGUAUAUACUCACCAACCUCUCGUACAAAGAGACCGAGGAAUCGAUUUCGGAGACGUUUGGAAAGUAUGGGGAGAUUGAGAGGGUAACAAUAAAGAAGAACAGGGACUGUAUAUCGACGGGAAAGGCGAUUAUAACCUUUAAGAAAAGAACGUUCAUCAAGGACGAGAUUAUCAUGAGUAACAAGCCGAUUUACAUUGAGAGAAUUAAGAAGCCCCUGGAAAACAAAAGAAGAUUCUUCCUGAGUAAGCUGAAGAAGUCCCAUUCUAUUGUUGCAAUAAGGAAAAUACUUUCCGAUGCCGGGUGUAAGCCAAAGGACAUACGAGUGCUGUAUGGGGAGAAUAAGAGGAAUAGAGGGUAUGGGUUUAUAGAAUAUGACAGUGAAAAAGAUGCAGAUGUGUUCGUUAGCAAAUUUGAAGAAAUCAGAGACUUGCUAGGUCCUGAGUGCUAUUACGAAUAUUCCAAUGAGAAGAUUUCUUCUCGGAAGAAAUAG
Messenger RNA from Encephalitozoon cuniculi GB-M1, 906 nucleotides. RefSeq lists its product as uncharacterized. The record is from RefSeq and is marked provisional. The coding region runs from base 1 to 906 and encodes 301 amino acids. Lineage: Eukaryota; Fungi; Microsporidia; Unikaryonidae. The transcript has a single exon. Gene Ontology annotation, molecular function: RNA binding.